CAAGAUCCGGGAUAGAAAAAUUGGAAAGUUGCAAUAUUUCUAAAUCUGUCAUUGACGCAUCUUUCAUAUUUACCACACAUAAAACAGAUCAUAAUGGCAGAAGCACCAGAAGAAAUAUCACCAGAGCAGACAGAAAAAAUAAUCCAAUUUCAGGACAUGACAGGAAUAGAAGAUCUAGAGAGAUGUCAACAGAUUUUACAACAGCAUGAGUGGAAUAUUGAGACUGCUGUGCAGGACACGUUUAAUGAACAAGAGGGAGUUCCUUCAGUUUAUAGUCAACCUCCUCCUGAGCCUCGAACACCACCAGUUAACACUCAACCUUCAGACCAAAGGGUAUUUACAGUAGCAAGUAGAAGACCACAAGGAAUAUUUCAAUGGACAUAUUUUAUAAUGGCGUUUCCGUUUAGAUUUGUUUACACAACUUUUACAGAUAUUUUAACAUUUAUUUGGGGUUUAUUUAGACAAGAUCCAAGGAGAAAUGUAGUAGACCCAGUUGGGGAUGUGGUUAGAUUUAUACAGACAUAUAAUGAUUUAUAUGGACAGGACCAUCCAGUAUUUUACCAGGGAUCAUACAGUCAGGCUUUAAAUGAUGCCAAGAGUGAGCUACGAUUUUUGUUGGUAUAUCUCCAUGGUGAUAACCAUCAGGAUACACCAGAUUUUUGCAGAAAUACAUUAGGGAAUAAUGAUGUGAUAGAUUUUAUAAAUAGCAGUAUGUUAUUUUGGUCAUGUAAUACUAACAGUCCUGAAGGAUACAGGGUGUCUCGGGCAUUAAGAGAGAAUACAUAUCCAUUUUUAGCUUUAAUAGUUUUACGUCAAAAUAAAAUGACAGUUGUAGCUAGAAUAGAAGGUCCUAUUGGUCCAGCAGAAUUAACACAGCGAUUAGAGAGACUUAUGAACGAGAAUGAAACUAGUCUUGUAGCAGCAAGGGCAGAUAGAGAAGAACGUAAUUUCAACCAAACUUUAAGACAACAACAAGAUGAAGCCUAUUUAGAAUCAUUGAAAGCUGACCAAGAAAAGGCCAGAAAAAGACAGGAAGAAGAAGAGGAAGUUAGGCAGAUAGAGCAACAAAAGGAAGAAGAAGAAUUAGAGAGACUAAGAUUAAUACAGGAAAAAGAAAAUAGAAAAGUAGUAUUAAAGAAUGAAAUACCUGCAGAGCCAAAUUCUACUGACCCAGAUACCGUAAAAAUUGUAUUAAAACUUCCCCAUGGAGCUAGAGUAGAGAGACGAUUUUUAAAAUCUCAGUCUUUAAAGGAUUUAUAUCACUUCGCUUUCUGUCAUGAAGACUGUCCUGAUGACUUUCAUAUAGUUACAAACUUCCCACGACGGACUCUACCAUGUGAACCUAAAGACGGUGAACCCGAACCUCCAACUUUUGCUGAAGCAGGACUUGGAAAAAACGAAAUGUUAUUUGUGCAAGAUAACGAGGCAUAAAUUCCCAAAAUAGAUUGAAAUCGAAUUUGUUAUGUUGAAGUGCGAAAGGAUUUGCAGAAAUUGGAAGAAGUGCAUUUAUAUAAGUUAUUUGAGUAAUCUUGACAAGGUUCGAAUUACAAAAAAGGAAUUUUUGUGUUACAUGUUGAAAGAAUAUAUUCUGUUUGAAUCAGGUUUGAGUUUGGAAGCAGCCAUGUGUAAAUUGCCUAAAGCUUAGCGAAACGAAUUAGGGAAUUGAACAUUUGGUAGUUAUGCAUAUUUAUAAUGUAAAUAUAUUCUUCAAUAAGGGCUAUUCUGAAAAAUGUAAAAGGGGAAUUUAAUAUUUAAAAGAAAUCAAAAGUACUUCCUUUUUUUAAAAUUUUUGUAUAUCAAUCACCCAUAUGUCAUGUAUGUUUAUUAUUUAGAAUAAAUGUUGCAAAUUGGUUACAAAAUACAAAAUUAAAUUAAACCCUGUUCUAUUCUGUACAAGUAUGAUCCUUUGUUUUUAUAUCUCAGAAAACUCCUACUUGGGACAACCACUAAAUAUGAAAGGUAAAUCAUAAGAAUGGUAUUUUUUUAUCCUUUAGAUUUAGUAGUUGUACCCUUAAAGUUUUCUUUAUUUUUGCAGACUUUCAAACCCCAUUGAACGUUUUUCUUCAAAAUCUGUUGCUAUGAACAAUUUAUAAAUAUCAGUUUGCUAGAUUUUUUGUUAAGAUUUUGGAAAUAUCUUACCAAAUAAAUUAAUAAUGAAUUUCAUAUUUUAAGUAAUUCUUUUUUACACUUUUUUGGUAGCAUAUUAAUUUUGUUGUUUUCUGUUAGAAGUACAUUUUUUGCAUGAAAGUAAGUCCAUGCUUAAUAAUGUUAUAAUAAAUCAGCAUUUCAGUUCAAAAUACACCUUUAUUUGUUUUUAAUGCACAAUUGUGGAAAUGAAUAUGCAUUCAAAGUAAAAAAAAUCGAUUAUUUUUGUUUUAAAGUAAUAAUUAUAGAUAAAUAAUAAACUAAUGAGAAAUA
Messenger RNA from Mytilus californianus (California mussel), 2418 nucleotides. RefSeq names its product FAS-associated factor 2-like. Gene Ontology annotation, molecular function: ubiquitin binding. Gene Ontology annotation, cellular component: endoplasmic reticulum. Lineage: Eukaryota; Metazoa; Mollusca; Bivalvia; Mytilida; Mytilidae. The coding region runs from base 94 to 1431 and encodes 445 amino acids. The transcript is spliced from 14 exons. The record is from RefSeq and is a predicted model, not a curated record.